AUGGCAGAAGACAGCUUCUUUGUAAAGAAAUACAACCACACUCAACUUGGUGCUUGUGUCUUCACGGCCGAGGCAGCAAGGGAGUGCAUCAGCAACAUGCCUGGCAGCACCUCAGCGUGGUGCACUGAGAGUGUGUCAGCUUCCGCAGCAACGCUGACCGCCCAGCAAAGGGCCCUGCUGGACAUGGCUCGAAGUCUUGCGGGGUUACACUCCCGCAGGUUGCUCAGGUGGCGGUGGUGGACUGGAUCAGGGGUGGGCAAAACGGGGGUCUCAGGCGGGCUCAAGUUCCCGCUUCACUUGGGAGCUCUCGACUUUCUAGAGGAGCGCGGGGCUGCUCCUCGAGCUUAUGCUGGAAGCAGCUGUGGGGCAGUCGUGGCCGCACUCGUAACAGCUGGAUAUCGACCCAGUCAGCUCCACAAGCUGUGUAAGGCACGGCCUUUAAGCAUGUUCCAAGUUUCCCCUCAAAAGUGGGGCAUGUGCAAGCCAGCUGGGAAGGACGAGGUCAGGGACCUCUUGAGAAAGAGGCCCAGCUGCCGGAAGCAGGGCAGCUCAGACCCCACCUUUCGAGUGCUUAAGGAAGAAACGGGUAAAGACCUCUUUGUAACCGCGAUGCGAGUCCGUGACGGCAAGUUGGUGAUCUUUGGUGCAGAAGAGGCCACCAUGGACCUUCCGAUACACGAAGCUGUUACAGCCAGCUGCAGCAUCCCCUUCCUGAACCCUGCCAUCGAGCUGGAUGGAGAGUUGUACUUGGAUGGAGCCCUAGGAGCUUAUCUGCCCAUGCGGGCUUUUGAACACAUCGAAGACAAGCAAACUGUCACCGGUCUCAUGAUAUGCAAUGCAAGGGAAAGAGAAACGCCACUAACAUUCGAAGAGUACAGCAGCUCUGUUGGAAAUAUCGUAUUAGAAAGACUCAGUGAACCCCAGAAAGCUUGGGAGAGUAACAGGACUAUUCAUUAUGAUGCAAAUGAACUUGGAGUUUUCGAGAGCCCUAAUGCAGGCCUAGCAGACAUCAUGUUCUCCAGAGGACGCAAUACUUUGCAGAGAUGGGCAGCUCGACACCACGUCUAA
This is a messenger RNA of Klebsormidium nitens, 1068 nucleotides long. Lineage: Eukaryota; Viridiplantae; Streptophyta; Klebsormidiophyceae; Klebsormidiales; Klebsormidiaceae. The record is from the annotation of a GenBank genome assembly.